AAAACAUCAUAAAAGAUCCAAGAUGGCGGCUGAAGAGGACCAAGAAACAUCGACUUCGCAGAGAGUCACUAGCUUUAAUAUGCUUGAAACAGAACAAUUUAACGAGGCAAAUGUAAACUCCAUCUCCUCUGCAGACUUUACGUGCCCUAUCUGCUUGCAAAUCCUAAUUGAGCCGGUGGUUAUGCCGUGUGAACAUGAACUUUGUGGACCAUGCUUUAAACAAAAUGUGGAGGAAGCAAAUUUUCUCUGUCCACUUUGCCGAAUGAGAAUAUCAAGUUGGGCCAGACGAAAUUCCCGAAAUGGAACUUUGGUCGAUUUAAAGCGAUGGAAACAGAUUCAAAAACUUUUUCCCGAGAAAUGUCAGAAACGAUUGCGCGGAGAGGAUGAUGAAGAUCUGUUUGGUGAGUUGAAUGUGAAAUAUAAGCUUAAGCUUGUCUUACUUUUUGUUUCAUAAUCAGUAAAUUUACUUGGUCUUACGUUAACAACAGAGAAGAAAAUUUGCAUUUAAACGGCGAAUUUUUCUCUCUUAUUGUAUUCACACAGAGCGCCUUACUUGCAAUUUUUUCCUCUCUAUACGGCGAGGUGAUUAUUAUUGUUCUGGUAAUUAUCCCAAAACAUUAAGAAAUUACUGUAUUACAAAUAAAAGUUUAACUUGUGUAUCCUUAGCCUUUUUCAAAGGAAACUUGCACUAAAAUAACUCGCCAGUGAGAAACGUUAGGCUUUGCCCAUAGAGCAUUUCACUUCCCAUUGCUUGGCAAAAAAGGUUAAAACUACCUGUAGCUAGCUGAAUCACACUAUCCUAGGCCUAAUUCCUCUUUGUUUGUUUGUUUGUUUUCUUUUUUCAGUUUCCGAAAGUUUUCGGUUGAGUGUUGGGAAAGAAAGCACUUUAUGAACUUAGCUUAAAGGAAAACAAAACAAAUCUGCCGGUAACUUUUGAUUAGCAGACCCAAUGCUCAUGAUGUGUUAAGUAACAGGCUGGUUAUAGGUUAAACAGCUAAUUGAAACAUGAGUUUUCUUGAAACCACAGAUACUCCACCCCUCAAAAGAGCAGUAUCACAGGAUGGGGAGGUUCGCAAAGAGUAUGAAGAAGAAAUGAGAAAGGUAAACUGUACUUUAAUAAUAUAGAAUCUCAGUAAGCUCUAAUGGCUGGCCAAAAGUACUGUUUACAAUGGCCACCUUUGGCACAGAAAAAAGUGGCCACUGUAGAGAGGUGGUCAUUGUAGAGAGUCUGAAACAAAAGUGAAUGCAAAGACUUUCGGCAAAAAAAUGGCUGUUAGUGGAGGUGUGACUGUACAUUAUUGGUUUACUCUAUUCUCAAACCACCUGCCUGUAUCUCAAAUUUUAUGAAUAUCCGUGAGUAAUAAUAGUAAAGUUAUUUUAAAGAGGAAGCUGCAGUCACCAAAAGGUGCUUUACAAAGAGAACCUCAAAAUCAGAUAGGGCAAGAAAAGGAAAAUUUAGUCAAGCUGAGUUUAACUAAAUUAAUGAGUGUAAUGUUUUCUCAUGUCAGUUACAACAAGCAAGGGAACAAGAGAUGCAGGCAAGUGAAGAAGUUGUACGUAAACUACUAGAGGAGGAACAAAAACUUGCAAGGUCAAUAGAGCACCAGGCACUACAAGAUGAAGAACUUGCCAGACAGAUAUUGUUAGAAGAGAAAGAACAGGUAAAUAAAAUUGAUUGCCAUAGUAUAAGGGAACAGUAGAGUUACUGGCACUGUCAUAGGGGGCGUUCAGCCACCCUAAGUUUAAAUCAGAACGAGCUAUAAUUAUGGUGAAAGUAUACAAAAAAUGACAGAAGGGUUACUCUUUAUAUGCUGCUCUUUAACUGUUAAUAAUUGUAUACCCAUUUUUUGUUGGCAGAGGUUUAGUUUUACGUUUGUCAGUUAGAGUGUAUAUGACAUAGGAACAAGAAGGCUGCCUUAUAAUCUCAUAGUUACCAUUCCGUUCGUCAAAAUACAAGGAACAGAAUAAGUAAAUAAGAAUUUGUAUACUUUGCAAAGCAUACCGUGGCUAUAUUUAUAUUUAUCUGACAUUUUAACAUUUUUAACGUGGCUGUAGCUUAUAUUAGUGAAGUUUUUAGUUCUUUACUUCUAUUAUGUAUUUAUUUAUCUAAGAUCAUUAAUUUUAUCUUUCUAUUAUUUUACAAGGCCUCACUGAAUAUCACUCUUUGUGAAGUGAGCUCCCUGUAUAAAGAUUGUUAUUAUUAUUAUUAUUAUCAUCAAUAUUUCCUACGUUUUUUAGAAUUCACAAGGAAAACAGAUACUUUCACAGCCAAGCUCAUCAAAAACUUUGUCAACUGGUGCAAAUUCAAAACAAGGGAAAGGAAAGAAGAUUAAAUCACAGAGAACACAAGACCAUCAUGGCUGCAACACACUGGAUAGAUGGUUUUCUCCUACCAAGCAACCAGACAAUCAAGGUAAUGCACAUUCUUGUUUUACAAUAUGAUGUUUGCAUUGAACUUAAGCUGAAUUAGAGAAGUUAUGGCCUAUGUUCUUGCUCUUAACCUACAAAACAAAUCAGUCUUAAAAAUCAGACCUACCACUGACUUAAGAUUGUCAUAGAUUAUGAAAGUGUGCAUUUUUAAAUUUCUUAUAUUUGAAACACAGGAGAAAGAUUUAGCAAUUUGAAAGACCAUUAUAGCUAUGUACUCAACCAUACUUAUAGCAACUGCAAUAAACAAGUUUACUUUUUGAAUCAAUCUGCAAAGAUGUGAUAAAAUGUUUUUUUACAUAUUACUAUUACUAUUUUGUUUCCUGCAGUUCAACUAAAACUUUUAGUGCUAAGUCAUUUAAAAAUAAUAAUCAGUUAGACUAGUCUUGUGGUUUGUGGUUACUUAUAAUAGUUACUCCCAUUUUCUAUAGGUUUAGAAAAGAGCAGAUGUGACCUUGUAAAGAAUAAGAAUCAUUGGAGAGCAACAGACUCAGAUGCAUCUGGACUUAAUUAUUUAUCACACGACAUCUCUGAUCUUAUUAAUGAAAGAAAGGAGCAAGAAGACAGAGACUUUCAAUUUGCAUUGAAAUUACAAAACGAGUUUGAUUUAACAAAUCAGAAAAAUGCACAGGUAGAGAGGAAGAAAGGAACUGUUGAUGGUUACAUGUUGCGAAGUGAAGCUUGUUCUAAUAAUGCAAAUUAA
Molecule: messenger RNA, 3130 nt
Organism: Porites lobata
Lineage: Eukaryota; Metazoa; Cnidaria; Anthozoa; Scleractinia; Poritidae
Source: the annotation of a GenBank genome assembly